Molecule: messenger RNA, 13584 nt
Organism: Oncorhynchus tshawytscha (Chinook salmon)
Lineage: Eukaryota; Metazoa; Chordata; Actinopteri; Salmoniformes; Salmonidae
Gene: akap9
Product: A kinase (PRKA) anchor protein 9
Exons: 55
Coding region: 215-12847 (4210 amino acids)
Biological process (GO): signal transduction
Molecular function (GO): molecular adaptor activity
Source: RefSeq, a predicted model, not a curated record
ACGCAAUCGUGUUUACGUGGAUAACAUGGCGGCGGAGAUGUGGUUGUAGCAAGGACUAUGUCUUCUCCUAAUGCAAGCCUGUCGCAGUGAUAUGAAACCAUUACUAAACAAAGUGAAUGUCAACAAACAGAAACUUUCCCCACAGACUCUGGGCUAAUUCGCUAACUCUUCGCAUGAAGCCCUUUUCCUCUUUUCUCAGCUACAUACAACGGUAAUGGAAGACGAAGAGAGGCAAAAGAAGCUCGAGGCCGGCAAGGCAAAGUUGGCUGAGUACCGGCAGAGGAAAGCUCACGCAGACAGACAGAAGAAGAAGCAGAAGAAGAAAAAGAGGAGAGAAACAGACGACGACCCAGGUGGAGAUGGACCGGGGAGAGGGGAGGCCGAGCAGGAGUUGGAUCAGUCGGUAGGGGAAGAGGUGUCGGGGAAUAGGGGGGUGGUAGGAGGAGGAAGAGGUGAACCGGACCCCCCCACCACAGAGUUUACCUUCGCUAGGACCCUGCGUUGUGGUGAGCCGGUCAAACACGACCAGACGUACACCAUAGAGCCAGAUAGUGAAGUGUCCACCACAGCCGAAGACUACUCCUCCGAGGUGAAUGGCUGCCUUGAGAUGACCGAGAUCCCAAUGGAGACUUCCAAGGAGUUUAUCUGGGAGGAAGUGCACCCUGUGCAGCAGGAGGCGAGAGGCGGAAGGGUACAGGUCAUGGAGGAAGAGCUGGCUGCCAAGACUCUGGUGGUGGAGGAGCUGAGCCGACAGCUGGAGGAAUUUAGAGUGGCCUUCGGCACAGAGGGUGUGCAACAGCUGCAGGACUUCGAGGCUGCCUUGAAGCAGCGCGACGGCAUCAUCACACAACUCACAGCCAAUCUGCAGCAGUCUCGCAAAGAGAAGGAUGAGGUCAUGAGGGAGUUCCUGGAGAUGACUGAGCAGAGCCAGAAACUGCACAUUCAGUUCCAGCAGCUGCAGGCAGGUGAGACGCUGAGGAACACCAGCCACAGCAGCACAGCGCAGGACCUCCUGCAGGCCAAGCAGCAGCUUGUCCAAUACCAGCAGCAGCUGGAGGAGAUGGACGGCCAGGUCAGAGGGCACCAUGAGAUGAGCGAGGAGCAGCUGCUGCAGAUCAGCCAGCUCCAGCACCGGCUCAAGGAGGCUGAGAUGGUGGAAAGAAGAACAGAAGAGUCAUUUGCACAAAGGUUAAAUGAGAAAGACCUGCUGAUUGCUAAACAAGAGAGAAUUAUGGCAGAGCAUGAGCGUUCCCUAAUGCAACUUAGAAAAGAUCUCACACAUGUGGGCAGAGGGGCUGAGGAGUCACUUGCCCAAAGGGUAAAUGAAAAAGACCUGCUGAUUUCGGAGCAAACUGCAAUAAUAAUAGAACAUGAGCGUACACUGACCAUGCUCAAGGUGGAGCUUGCACAGGUGGGAAGAAUGACUGAGGAGACUUUUGCACAAAAGUUGAAUGAGAAAGAACUGCUGAUCGCUGAGCAAGAGAGAGUCAUGUCAGAACAAGACUCCUCCCUCCACCAGUUAAAGGAUGAGUUGACGGCCUCUGAGAAAUGCUUAAACGACCUCAACCAGCAAAUUACCGCAAAGGCCCAAGAGCUGGAGAGCUGUAAGAGUAACUUGGAUAACUGUAAGAGGGACUUAGAGAGCACUACGAAUCAGUUGAAUAGCUGUAGGGUUGAGCUGGAGGGCAGUAAGGGUGAGUUGUAUAGCUGUAGGAUUGAGCUGGAGAGCAGUAAGGGUGAGCUGGAUAGCUUUAGGUUUGAGCUGGACAGCAGUAAGGGUGAGUUGGUUAGUUGUAGGGUUGAGCUUGAGAGCAGUAGGGUUGAGCUGGAGUCCUGCAGGGGCGAACUCUCAGCCUCCAGACAGAAGGAGCGGAUGUCCUCCAGCGAGAUCCAGCAGCUGAUGGGUACCGUGGAAGACCUCCAGAAGCGAUGCCACCAGGGCAGCCUGUCAGAGUGUGACACCCUCCAGAGGAUGGAGGAGGACUCAGCCCGCAGGCUGGAUCAUCUCAGGACAGAGCUAGACGAGAUGUACGGUGAGCAGAUAGUCCAGAUGAAGCAGGAGCUUCGCUUGCAGCACUCUGCGGCUCUGGAGCGGGUCUCGGCGCAGCAUCGCAAGGAGCUAGAGCUUCUGAAAUCCCAGCAAUCCGUGACCAGACCUAGUCCCGAGGUGGUGAUCGAGCUCAAGGGCAAGAUCGUAGUUCUUCAGCAGAGGCUCCAAGAGGCCCAGGUGCUCCGAGAGAAGACCAAACAGGAGCUGUCCCAAGUGGCACAGGAGAAGCUCAACCUCCAGGGUCAGGUGGUUGACCACCUCCAUGACCUCCGCUCAGCCCGGUCCAAGGUGGAGCAGGCCUCCCAGAACAUCGCUGUCCGUGAGAGUCUUCAGGGCGAGCUGCAGCACCUCCAGGAAACCAUCGAUGACCUGAAGGCCCAGCUAGCCACCGCUGCGGACUCGGCAGUAGAGAUCGAGGCCAAGCAUGAGUCGGAGACAACCAACUACAAGAUCAAACUGGAGAUGAUGGAGCGGGAGAAGGACGCAGUGCUGGACCGCAUGGCUGAGUCACAGGAGGCAGAACUGGAGAGGCUGAGGACACAGCUCCUCUUCAGCCACGAGGAGGAGCUCAUUCUCCUUCGGGAGGACCUCUGUAGGGAGAGCCAGCUCAACACCGAGAAUCUCCUUAACGAGGCGUCCAUCCGGCACGGCCGAGCUCUGGAGGAGUUGCGAAACGCGUAUAAGGACGAGCGGGAUGAGCUGUUGCACCAAAUCUUUGCACUGAAAGAUGACUUGAAGAUGGCGCUGCACAGCUCGAAAGCCGAAGAGCUGGUAGUGCAACUCAAGGAUCUUCAAGUUGAGGAAUUGAGAAAGGGUGGAGAAGAAAGGGUCAGAAUGGAGAGGGAAAUCCAAAUGCUGCUGAAAAAGAAUGAGCUGCUUGAAAACCAGUCCAAAGAGCAAGAAAAGAGCUGGGACAAUAAAUGGAGGAAGCAGGAAUCUGAAAAGAGGAUUUUGAUGGAAACCAACAACGCCAUGAAAGAGGAAGUGGAGUCCAAAAUGGAAAAAAUCCGAUCCUUCAUGAUCGAAAAUGAACAAAAGCAGAGACAAGUAGUGGAGUUUCAAGAGGAGAUUGAAAAGCAGAGGAAUACAUUCUCUUUUGCAGAAAAGAACUUUGAGGUGAACUAUCAGGAGCUCAAGGAGGAGUACAUGUGCCUUGUUGAGGUAAAGGCGCAGUUGGAGGAGAGGAUUCUCAAGGAGACACUUGUGUAUGAGUCUAAACUCGCUAGCCUCCAGUCGCAGAUUCAGGAGCUGAGGGAGAACAAGGAAACUAACAAAAUGGAGGACAAGUCCAAAGACAACUGCGGUGCGUCGAUAGAAAAAUACACUACUGAGCUGACGGAGAAGCUGAAGGUAGCUCUGGCAGAGAAGGAGGAACUGGCUAUGAGGCUGUCUAAAGUUACCGAGCAGCUGACUGUUACAGAAGGUGAAUUGGAUGAGCUGGAAGGAGAGCUGAGUCAGGUCAGGAGAGAAAACAAGGAGGUAAUCGCCCAAAAUGAAAACCUGGAGGAAGAGCUCGAAAGAGAGCGGGAGACUCUGAAGGAGAGAAAGGGAGAGAGAGAACUGCAGAGAGAGGAGGGAGGGAGAGCUGCUCAGAGCCAAGCGAAGCUCCAACAGAGAGGGCAGCCUGUUCAGUCUGCAGCCCCAGCUUGCUCCAUCGAGGAUCAUCACCUCCAAAUCGAAUCUCUCCAAGGGGAGGUAGUGGUUCUCCCCUCCUCCUUACAGGCCGCCGAAAUAGAGCGAGACCGCCUCCGACACACCUCGGAGGCUUGGCACCAGAGCCAAACGCUAACUCUAUCUGCAGCCCCAUCUCAGGUCUCAACUGUUGGAGAGGGACCUGUUGAGUGUAGCUCCGCUUUGGAGCCUUCAGCCUCUGGGUCACACAGGCGCAAGACACAGCAGCGACGAGGAAAGAAGAAGCGCCAGAGCUCUGCCCAGACAAAAGAGAAGAGGGAGAAGGAGGAGGUGGCGGAGAGAAACAAAGCUGGAGGUGCUACUGCUGCAGCAGAGUGGGAGGCACGGGCUCGGAUGGAGAGCCAGGUUCCGUCGAUCUCGCAGCAGAGGACCGGGAAAGAUGACGCCACAGACGGGUACCACGGUGACGGAGAGAGAGACUGCGUUGGGAAGCAGGGGAAGAGCGUAGAUGGGAUGGAGCGUUGGGUGGACUCUGUAGCGAAGCAAGAGGAGGACAGGGACAGCGAAACCACAGAGCAUGUGGAGUGCAGGCUGCAGCUGGAGGCCCAGCGGAUCAGCCUGUCUCAGAUGCACGCUGCACAGCUGGAGCUGCUCCGGGAGCAGACAGAUGCCCGUGUCAGCACACUUGAGCAGGAGCUGGGUUUCUUGAAAAAAACAUGGGACAAAGAUGAUCUCAGAAGCUCUAAGUACCAGAAUGUGGUGCAAGUUGUGUCUGAAGAGUGCAAGCAACUCAUCCUGUCCUUUGCUAAACUUUUCGGAGAGGAGUUCUUGGAGUAUCUCCACCCCACUGAUGUCGAGGACUGGAAGAUCCAUUGGUUUGAGAAGGAAGAAACCAGGGAUCCCAGUGCUGUUUUACAGGAGGCGAAAGAAAUGUAUAGAGACCUUCAGCAGGUGAAGCAGAGGAUUGAACAGGAGCACGGUCGUCUCCUACAGCUCCAGUCCUUACUGAGGGCAGAUGGCAAUAAGAUUGAGGCGAUGCAGCUGAUGUACGAUGAGCUGAAGCGCAGCAGUGAGGAUAAGAUCGCCAGCCUGCGCAGGCACAUCGAAAGCUCCAGCAUCCCUACACACAAUCUCAAGGAUCUGAGGGAGCCGACCGCGGCCUCGCCCUCCUCCCACACUGCUGAGGAUAUCCAGAAGCUGAGGGCUGACGUCCAUCAGCAGCGGGCCCAGCUGGAGGAAUGCCACAGAAUGGAAGUGGAGCGCCUCAGGGCCUACUACCAGCAGCAAGCCAAAGCGACUGAGGAGCACUAUGCUACUGAGCUCAUCAUGCUACAGCAGCACCUCGAUGAGGUCACGGGCACCGAGGCCCAGUUCAGCCUGUCCAGUGCUGCCCAGCUUGGCUUGCGGACCGAGGAAGAGGACGCAGAGGAACUACAGCUGGUGGAGGAGGAUGCGUUGUUGGUGGGUCUGGACACGGAGCUACGCGGGCCAGCCAAGUCUAUGGGCAUGAUGGCGCUGCUGCAGACGCUGAGGACAGCUCUCUACCACAAGUACCACCAGGAGGUGGCAGCGCUGAAGGAACAACACUGUGCUGAGCUCAGCAGACUCAGAGAAGAGAGGGUGCAGGAAAAGAGCGAGAGAGUGAGGGAGGAAGGAGAGGAGGACGUGCGGUUGCAGGUGAAGCCGGACCCGGAGGGCAUCAACGGGAGCAAAUGCUAUAUCGAGGGACCCAGCACGGAGGACCAAGGCGUGCAGGAGAGGAGACAUCAGGACAGGGUGGAGGAGGAGAUAGCUAAGGUCAUAGUUCAGAUGUCGGUGGAGUUUGCUCAGCAAAGCGAAUUGGCCCGAAUCACGAAGAGCGCCCGCGAGACCACCUCAGCCAUGCAGACCCAGUCCGAGGAGGACGAGGCAGGGGUGGAAGAGGAGCAGCACACCCCUAGGAGCUCACUCACCAAGGGCAUCUCUCUGGAGGAGGUGCAGAGGAGGAUCGUGGAGGAAAAAGAAAGGCUGGAGAAAGAGCUGGAGGAGAGGACUGCGGAACUCCAUGGGAUUAAAGAGCAGCUUCGCCGCAGAGGUCCAGGAUCUGAGCAGAUGGGAUAUUCCUCUGAGGGAGAGAGUGAGAGGAAAGCAAAUAGAAAGAAGGAAAGUGCAAAAGCGCAAGUGAAAAGCGGAGUCUCACAGAAAGAAAAGAAGAGGGGAGAAGAGGAAGGUGAGAAAGAUGAAGAGGUCAGGAGGAAGAGGGCUAUGGGUGGAAAUAUCUCGUCACAAGAUGGAGAGGAUGACUCUUCUUGUCCAGAUCAUCAAGUCAUCACUACUGAGAGGAAUCUGCUGCGUAAGGCUAACGAGAGCCUCCGACAGGUGCUGAGUGAUGUGCUCAAGACCACAGCGGCCGCUGAGGAGACCAUCGGGUGCCAUGUGGAAGGGCUACUGGUACCCCCCUCCUCCUCACAGAGACCCACCUGGCAAAGAGCAGCUGGCGAGCCCUUUAGGCCUGCCACAGGGGCAGCUGAAGAUGCGUCGACCACUGAGAGUUGCCAAGGCAGCGAGACUGGGGCUGGUGACGUGAGCGUGUGGUCGGGUGAGACAGAGAUGGACGAGGACCUGGAUUUGUCCCAGCAGAUGAUGACUGACUGCCACAUCCUGUUGCCAGGAGCGGAGCUUCAGCUGGAGAAUGAGGAGUACCUCAUGAAUAUUAGCUCCCGCCUCCAGGCCGCCGUAGAGAAACUGCUGGUGGCCAUCACAGAGACGACCAAUCAGCUGGAACAUGCGCAGAUCACCCAGACGGAGCUGAUGCGCGAGUCCUUCCAUCACAACCAGGAGAUUGGCGAUCUUCUGCGGCGGCAGGAGGAUCUGCAGGAAAGGCUGGGGGAGGAGGGGCGUGCCCGUGAGCAGCUGGCCCUGGAGCUCCACAGGGCAGAGGGCCUGAUCGAUGGCUACACGGGUGAACGGGCCGCGCUGGAGGAGGAGUUGCGUCAGAAGGAGGAGCUACAGCUAAGCCUGGAGCAGGAGCUGCAGGUGACAAGCAGCCGUCUACACGAACUGGAGCAGGAGAGGCUGCAGAUGCAGGAGGAGCGAGAGAUACUGUCACGGCAACAGGAUGCAAUGAGGGAGCAUGCCGGCCCGCGCGAGUUACGCCUAGUUGAAGCUGCAGUCGAUGCAGCACCUGAAGCAGACCUCCUGGAGGAGACGGAGAAGCUGAUGGCUGAGAAGGUAGAGGUGCAGCGGCAGGCAGAGAAGGAGAGUCUGGGCCUCCUGCACCAGGUGAAAACACUGGAGGCUGAGCUGGAGGAGCAGGUCAACCGGGUCAUCGAGCUGGAGCAUGCCCGCAAGACGGAGACCGGCGACCUGCUGCAGCAGAUCCAGGCCCUGGAGAAACAACUGGAGAAGAACCGGAGGUUCCUGGAUGAGCAAGCCAUCGACCGGGAACACGAGAGGGAUGUCUUCCAGCAGGAGAUCUUGAAACUGGAGCAGCAGCUAAAGAACAGCCAGAAGCAGCAGCCCGGCUCUGAACAAAGAAGCAGAGAGGUGGAUCAUCUGACCCAGCAGCUGAGGGAGAAGGCGGACUGGUGCAGCGAGCUGCUACUGGCGUCUGAGCAGCUGCAGCGCGAGGCGGGCGAGCGCAACGAGGAGAUCGACAAGCUGGAGGGCCGCAUCCGCGAGCUGGAGCAGGCUCUGCUGGCCAGCACAGAGACGGUGGAGGAUAAGAGGCAGGAUGUGUCUGUUAGUGGGCCUGGUGACUCCUCACUGGAGGCUCAGCUACAGACUGAAAGAGAGGCACUGGACAGGAAAGAGAAAGAAAUCAGUAACCUGGAGGAGCAGCUUGAGCAGUUCCGGGAAGAGCUGGAGAACAAGAGUGAGGAGGUGCAGCAGCUCCACAUGCAGCUGGAGAUCCAGAGGAAGGAGCUGAGCACCCAGCAGCAAGACCUGGAGACCAAGGACAGCAUGCUCCAGGUGAUGGAGGAGAAACACAGGGAAAUAGCUCUUCUUAAUGAGCAGAUGGCUAAGCUUCAACACACGGAAACAGCCCCUGACAACAAGGAAAUCAAUGCGAGGGAUGAGCUACUGCGAGAUCUGGAGUCCCAGGUGGAGUGCAUGCGGAGCGAGCAGCAGCGCCUGAAGAGGAACAGCGAGGAGGAGUUGGAACAGCUCAACGCCGUUAUCGACAAGCUCCAGGAGGAGCUGGCCAACAUUGAGCGGAAGCAGUUCUCGGAGAUGGAAGAAGAGCUCAAGCGCCAGUUGGAGAGCCAAGUCGGAGGUCCCAGCAAGGAGGAGUAUGACGAAAUGAAGCAAAAGAUGGACCUGGCCACACUAGAGCUGGACACCAUCAAAGCCGAGCACUGCUCGCUCCUGGAGAGGUACCGAUGCUUGCAGGAGAGCAGACUAGCAUUAGCCGAGUCGGAAAAGGAGCUGUCGAACGACAUGGCGAUGGAGCUGCAAGAUGCCCUGAGGGAUAAGACGGCGGCGUUUGUAGUGGUGCAGGCUCAGAUCCAGGCACUUGAGCAGAAUGCCACCUCCAGGGUGAAGGAGCUGAGCCUUAGCGUCCAGAAACUUGAGGCCUGUGUCACAGAGAGAGACUCUGAACUGACCCGCUGCCGGUUCCUGGUGGAGCGGGCCCAGGAGGACGCUGACGACCUCCAGCGCCAGGUUCAGGACCUGGAGGACAAGCUGAGGGAGAGGGUGGCCACCGCGCUUGUCAGCCAGGCCCAACUGGGCGCCAUCCAGCAACAGCUGCAUCAAUCGCAGCAGUCCAAGGGCCAGAGAGCCAAAGAAUCCGUCCACCAGGAUCCCAGGGGACAGAUGGAGGUCCCAGACUUUGGGUUUGCUGGAAUGUCCCGAGCAGUGGAGAUCCAAGGAGCCAAACAUGGCCCCACUGGGAAGGUGGUCCUCCUGACGGAGAAGCUCCGCGAACUGGAGGUAGGCCUGAGCGGCAUGCAGAAGGACCAAGAGCUGCAGAAGCAGUUACUCUCCAGCUCCGAGGAGGAGGUGCUGGAGUACGAGAGGAGGCUGGUCUUGCUCAUGGACCUGCUCAAUCAGAUGAGGACGACCAAGCCUGUUGGAUGCCAGAGAACAUUUCCAGCCACAGAGACUGCAUCUUCUGGAGGCAACGAGUUGGCUGUGUCUGAGAUUCUACAGGAGCUACAGAAGGUCAGGGACGAGGCUUCAGCCACCAAAGAACAGCUCAGCAGUUACAAGGAGAGCAGCAAUAAACUCCAGCAGGAGCUCAAGGCAAAAGAGGUCGCAAUAGCCAACCUUGAAGAAGACCUUCAAAGGGUGUCAUCGGGAGGCAGUGAGGUGAAGAUGUCUGAGCUCCAUCGGGAGCUGAAGGAGGUCAAAGAGGAGCUCAGCAGCUACAGGGAAAGCUGUGACAAGCUACAGGAGCUUCUACGGGAGGGAGAGAUGACCAUAACACAUCUCAAGGGAGAACUCUACCGGGCCUCAUUGGAAGGUGACGGUGCCUCCACAUCCAAGCUUCUCCAAGAACUCCAGGAGGUCCGAGACGAGGCAGCCGCUACCAAAGGACACCUGAACAGCUUCAAAGAGUGCAGCGAGAAACUCAAGGCCGAACUCCAAGUCCGUGACCUGUCAAUCGCUCAGCUCAAAGAGGAGCAACAACAGCUCAGAGUAGCCUUGGCGAAAUCCGCGGAGUCACUGUCAACACUAUCCCCAGUAUCACCAUCUCAGUCUCCCUCACUCGAUCAGCAGCAGCAAGCACCACCCUCCCAUCUGAAAAAGAAAGGCAGCAAACCGCAAAACCAACGCCAGGGGUCCAAGGGAAAAAUGGCUGCCAAAGACAAACCAUCGCUCUCCAGGAAGAACUCUGCCGCGGCAAACCAAAAGUCUUCCAACAAAUUGUCCGGUCAAUCGUCUGAUCUUAGUGGAUCUCAACGUCCGCCACAUACAGACGCGGGCACCCAGACGGAGACAUUUUCCUCCCAGACAUCUGGCCAGCCCAGAUCUGUUUCAGAGGAGGAAGAGGUGGAGGAGAUGAUCGGGGAGUACCAGGAGAAGAUCGUACAGAUGCAGGAGCUGCAUGCGGCAGAGAUCCUGGACAUGGAGGCCCGGCACAUCGCAGAGAGCGAGGCCCUGAAGCGGGACAAUCAAAUACUGGAGGAGGAGUGCAAUGCUGUCAAGACCGUCAUCGAUAAGCUGCAACGCUCCCACGAAGCCCCCUCAUCGAGACCAGAGCAUCCUGCAGGAUCGCAAUUCAAAGACGGCUACACCAGUGACAGCAGUUCUGAAUGGAGUCAGCGGACAGGCUACGACCUGUCUAACCUGCAGCAGGAGUUCAGGACCACACCAGAGGGAGCCAGAAAAGAGACAGACGAUGCACUGCCUGACAGAAUUAAGAACCUGCUGCGCGAAGUGCACCAGGAGGGCAUGCAGGUGCUGUCCCUGUCGUCGCUUCCAAUCCCAGAGGGCGAGGCUGACCCAGCCAGCCUGUUCCACCAUUCCCAGGGCUGGCCCAACGAGAGAGAGGCCUUGCUAGCGACCGUGGAGUCCCUCAAGGCCCUCAUAACCCAGAUUCAGGCACACAGCAGGGAAACACAGACCCCAGGUAGUGCGGACUGGCGUGGAGAGCUGCUGGGGGCAGUGCAGCAGGUGUUUGUGAGGGAGCGGAGUGUGCUGAAGAGUGCUACCUAUGCCCGACUGGACCUGCUGGACACUAGCGACGCAAUCAUCCACCUCAACCAGCUGGAGCACAGGCUAGCCGAGCAGGACACCCAUCACAGAGAUGCCAUGGGGAUGCUCCAGACUGCAGACAGAAGCAGUUUGCUGACAGAGGUCCGGCAGCUCCGGGCCCAGCUAGAACAAAUCCAAGGCCAGGAGCCUGGCAGGAGAGGCAGAUCCAAUCAUGGUGUUGAGCAGCAGAGGGAGAGAGGUGGUGUUCCAGAGCCCCACAUUCUGCUGCAGGCUGACAGGGCCCUGGAGGAGCUGAAGGGAGAGCUGGCCCAGACCAAACUAGAGCUGGAGACAACGCUCAAGGCCCAGUACAAACACCUGAAGGAGCUGGACACAGUCAGAACGGAGAUGUCACACAAGGCUGCUGAGGUGGACACCCUGACGGACAGACUGGCAGACGAACAGAAGAAGGCCAGAGAGCUGCAGUGGGCCUUCGAGAAGGAGAAGUGUAAAUCAGACAAGAAAGAGGAGCUGGAGAGAGAGGAGCUGGAGGAUCUCAAACUGGCCCUGGAGGAGCAGCAGAGUCUCGUAGCCCAGCUGACCUCAACCCUAGGCCAGGAGCGCCAGUCCUCCUCCCAGCUGUCCCUCCAGGCCGAACAGGAGCGCUCCAGGCUGCAGACCCAGGCCUCGCAGCUCCACGUCCAGUUAGUGUCGGAGCGAGCCCGGGCCCAGGAGCUGAGUAACGCCCUGGGGAGAGAGAAGGAGCAUCGCCACUACGUCUCCUCCUGGAGAGAAAACCCAGAGGGGAAGGUGGCUGAGAAGGGGGAAGAUGUAGUGGUGGGAGGCGCGAUGUCAUCCGAAGGUCUGCUGGAGGGUCUGCAGAGGGAGCUGGACAAGAAGCAUGCUCAGGUGGUUAGUCUGCUGGACGAGGUGGAGGCCCAGAAGCUGGCGGCGGUGCAACGGGAGGAGGAGCUAACCUCUGCAGCUCAGAGGUCAUGCAAGGACCAGGAGGCUCUGCGGGAGGCCAAAGGCCAGCUGGAAAGCCUGGGGGAGCAGGCACGGGAGGCCAUGGAGCAGCUGAAGAGAGAGGUGCAGCAGGGGAUGCGGCUGGAGCAAGAGAAGGAGAGGCUCCAGGAGAGAGUGGUCCAGCUGGGAGAGACGAGAGAGGGGGAGAGGAGCGGGACGCUGCAGCAGCCUGAUAACCAAAAUCAGGCUGUGUGGCAAGGCGAGCCCACAGACCGGACCAGAGACUGGGUGUUCAAGCAGAAGUCUGGCGACACGCUGACUGUCAACCCCAGCACACCUUCCCUCCUCAAAGUCACUGGGACAGGGGGCAACCUCGCCCCCCACCAUGACCCCAAACACUCAGACAAGGUCUUGGGCAAACUGCAGCUCAUUGCAGCCAAGAUCCGAACCAUGGUCAGCAAGGGCUCUGGCAGGGUGACUACAGAGGUGGACAGUGAAGGACUGUCGUGGCUGCAGUCGAACAUUGAUGAGGUCAUCACUAUGCUGCAGCAGUCUCCAGCGCUCCCCUUGGUCCCCUUGAGCACCGCCCUAGUGGCGGGAGGCCAGUCCAGCUCCCUGACAGAGCGGCUGCUGAGGCAGAAUGCUGAGCUCACAGGCUUUGUCAGCCGUCUAACAGAGGAGAAGAACAAUCUGCACAACCAGACCCUCCGCCUGGAGGAUGAGCUUCGACGUUACCGCCAAGCUGGUCUGGGAUCAGGGGGCAGCUCCAGGAGAGGUGGCGCGGACAAGCAGAAGGAGCCGGCCAGCAUUCUGUUCUCGUCGGAGCGCGAAGCCUGGACCAGGGAGAGGAGCCGGCUGGAGAAGGUCCUACAUCUAGCCCAGGCAGAGGUGACCCGACUCAGAGGAGAGAUCAGGACAGAGUCCCUCAGAGACAUGACCGGACCGGAGACAGACAACUCCACACUGACGAAGAUAUAUGGCAAGUACCUACGCUCUGAGAGUUUCCGCAAGGCCCUCAUCUACCAGAAGAAGUACCUGCUGCUGCUGCUCGGCGGCUUCCAGGAGUGCGAGGAAGCCACGCUGUCGAUCAUCGCCCGCAUGGGCAGCCGGCCCUCCCACUGCAGCCUGGAGUCCCUGACACAAAGCCGCCGGGGGCUUACGCGCUUCCGCUCGGCCGUCCACGUCUCCAUCGCCAUCUCCAGAAUGCGUUUCCUGGUCAAGCGAUGGCAUAAAACUACGGGGAUGAGCUCCAUAACAUCUGUCAACGUGAACAGAAAUGGCCUGGGGCAGUCAACGGGUAAUGAGGUGAGGACAGACUCACCCUACCUGCAACCGGGGAGUGUGGAGGUGUACGGAGAGAGGAGUGGGGCCUCCCCCAGGUCCGCCCUCUCCUCUGCACAACACAGGUUCCACAUGGCUGGGGACUCUGGCCCUCUGACCUGCUCCCACCUCCAGAACUACGACCCUGACCGAGCGCUCACCGACUACAUCUCCAGAUUGGAGGCCCUGCAGAGGAGACUGGGGAGUGUGCAGUCAGGUUCUUCAUAUGCUCAAUUGCACUUUGGAAUAAAAAGAUAGAAGUCCAUAAAUUACUUUGGAACUGGCUUGAAGAAACUCAGUUGCCUUUUCUUGUGCUGAGCUUCGGUAUUUUGUAUCAUUCUGCUGUGUACAGUAUAUUACGUGGGGACCAAAAAACAUUUUGUUGUGUGUAGACAUCUUAUAAUCAGGCUUUUUGUCGCCAGCACUUGAAACAGCUUCUAUGUUUGUAAACUUUGGUCUGCCUCUUUGUUGUGGGUGAACAGAAUCGCGUUAAAUGUAUAUUUGUGGAAUGCUAAUUUAAACGAAAAACCUGGAAUAAUUUAAUUUAUACUGUGUAUGUUACUUUGUGUGGGUGGAAGAAUACGUUGAGCAGGUUUCUCCGGAGAACUCCAGCCCUGGAUAGGAACCGGGUGGGCGUGCAGGUCUUUGCGCAAGCCCAGCACUAACAUGCUUGAUUAAAGUAACUGGUUUCUUAAAUGGAAGUCCAUGAUUGAUGAAUUAUUGGAAAUGUUGGUUAGUGCCGGGCUGGAACAAAAGUCUGUACACCCAGUAGCUCUCCAGGAUGGGAAUUGGGAGAACUCUGCCAUGGAGAAUUUGACUUUACUGUUGAGGCUGCUACAUGAUCUAUAUACACCACACUGUGUUUUAUUAGAAUGGUUUCUUGGACAGACUACAGAGGAGAAUUUGUAGAAGACAUAUUUUUGUAAAGGUAGGAGCUUUGAAUUUUCUGGGUAUUUUGUCAAAACCGAAAUAAAUAUGAAUUUUAACACUUGAAA